Molecule: messenger RNA, 4250 nt
Organism: Diabrotica balteata
Lineage: Eukaryota; Metazoa; Arthropoda; Insecta; Coleoptera; Chrysomelidae
Source: the annotation of a GenBank genome assembly
GGAUUUUGAAAUGUAUAAACCAAAAAAUAGAUGAAGUUUUUUCUUGUUUAUAAAUAAAAAUAAGUGAUUACUGAUACGAAUGUGACACAAUCGUAUCUAUUUAACAUAUUUCAUUCAUGGGUUAAUAGGCCAACAAGUAUUAUACGUAAAAAUCUAGGUUAAUGUUUUUGUAGUUUGAUCAAUAACUUCCUUGACUAUCCUAUUUCAAAGUAAACUUCAUAAAUUUCUGGUAAACACACCCUUUAAUUACGUCAACAUGUGAAAAAUAGGGCAAAUAUGUAUAUUUGAUUCAUAUCACACACCCACAUCGCUAAGAAAAUUAUUCAACUCUGGAUACUCUUGUCCAGAUUUUGUGGAGCCAUUGUAAACAGAAAUCGAGAAACUAAAGAUGGUACGUGUAAUAUCAGUUCAUCAUUUUGCAAACCAACAUAUCCAAGUCAUUGAACAGCCCACAGCAUGCACUGUUGCACCUCCGAACAGACUCCUUUCAGCUUUAAUGAGCAAUUGUGUGGAAGUCAGAGAUCUGAGUAAUGAAUCUGAAGUUUUAUUUUCAUUUCCAACUGUAGACGAGGUUGUCCAAAUUGUACAUUGUAUAAAUGGAGACUAUGUGGCAACAUUGGAAACUAAAUUCAACCGUCAAAACAAGGAAAUCAACUUUGUGCGUGUCUACAUCAACUGGGAUAGUAUUGCCACACUUCAACAGUCUAAGAUGACAAGCAGUGGUGUCAGCCUUGGGUCAUCUGAGUGUGGUAUGGUUCAACCCAUGAGAGCAAGAAUAGCAGGUCGUGUCACCCCUACCACUAAUCAGUCAGAGCUGGGAAGUUUGGAAAUGAUAGAAGUUCCUGUUCGAAGGAAUCCCAAUUUUGUUGAAUGCUGUCAAAUAUCUGGGAACCUUCUGAUAUUGUCAGAAAAGAUCAUAAAUAUAUACUCAUUUAAAAUAAAAACACAUGAUAUUUCCAAAAUGAGGUUUGUGGAUUUUGAGGAACUGCCAUUAUUGAUUGAACUAUCUUUUGCACCUUAUCAUGUAGCAUUCUGUGAAAACUAUAUUGCUUGUAUGAGUAAAGACACAUUUCAUCUUUUUAAAGUAUAUGAGGCUGUCAAAAGGGAAGCCAGCGAUUUGAACCUUUCUGGCCAAAAUGACUUCACCUUUGUAUAUGGUAACAAUAGUGGUCCGGUUGAUUAUAAGAAAUUAUUAAGAGAAGAAAUGUUGAGUAACAAAGAAAAAGUUACAGUCAAUUUACCAACAAUAGUUAAAGAAAACAGCAUCAUUCAUAAAAGCAGCCCUUUUACAUUUAGUGAUAGAGAUAUUUCAGCAACGAUUAGACCAAAUUGUAUUCUAGAUAAUAAAAACACUCAGUAUAGAAUAGAAAACUUAAUUCAACUAAGACUUAUGCCUAUAUUGAUAGAAAGUGCCCAGAGACAAGUCGCAGAAGAAUUCAAAAGCAUGGUUAUGAAACCUAUCUACGUCGAUCACACUUUGAAUGGCACGAAAGAUAAUCCGGAGAAAAAAUUUCUACGUAGUGACUAUGAUAAAUGUCUAAACAGCGUAGUAUGUAUUAUAGCCACGCAACAAGAAGGAUAUUUAUAUAAUUUUGAUGAUAAAGAAGCUUGCACCAACAAAGACAACUGCCUCGCUGUGUAUCCAUUUACGGCACCCGUUUUUAAAUUAGUCAUGGAAGAAUAUUUUUUGCACGCAUUAACAGAAACAGGUUUAGAGUCGUACACUUUGAGAUAUGGGCAUCAGAUGUGUAGAAAUAUUGAAGUUAUCGAUAAUAUAAAUGUGGCAUGUCCACCAGUAUCCGAAUCCAUCUGUUUGGUGGGCCUAAGACCGUUUUUGGGCGUAGAACAAAUUCUCCUAACCGAAAAUCACAUGGUUUUGUUGGCAAAUUCGGAAACAUCGCCUGCACAUUCGGCAAGUUCUAAUAGUAGUUCAAAUGCAUCGUUUUUAACACUAUACAACCUGGAACUACCGUCACCAAGGAUGAUUUUCAAUGAUAUUUCCAUUGUGGCCAAUGUUCACAGGUUUACUUCAGUUCAAACUUACUGUCAUUUGAUGAGCGAGGCCCAUAUGGUACUACGCGUGGUACUUCUUUUGAAGAAAUGGAUAAUGACAGAUGAUAACGUAAAGUUGGCAAUAUGCAGGAAAUAUAAUAAAGAUGACGUUGUCGAAACGUAUCGAACGUCUUGUGCUUUGUUGGGGGAUCAUUUCAUCAUGUGUAACUACGAAGAUGAUUAUGUUCUGGCGGUUCCGUAUUAUAAAAUGGCCAGGGUAAUACUGGGGGAAGUUUUAGUGAGGGUAAAAAAACUACAGGAACAAUCUGGAAAUCAAUUUAAAAAAGGACUGAUGUACUACUUGAAGAAAACACUAUAUUACGUGAAACCCGGUCCAGACGCGGACAAAAUUUUCGGUUCCAGUUCAAAGCAGAAUUUGUCGGAAUCAAUCAUGAAUUACUUGGAACACCACGCUUGUGAAGAUGUUCCGAACUUGAUUUUGAGAAGUAAAAUAUUUAGAGAGUAUUCGACGGACAAGUUAAUCCAUAUUUUGACGGAAAAAAUAUCAGAAAAUUUUGGCGUUUCAGCGGAAAAACACCUCGCACUGACGCUCCUUUAUAUUCAAAAAUGCAACACGACUAUGGCACAAGACCACUUGGACAAAAUCACCAGAGAAAACCUGCGAUUGCUUAUUUUGGAAAAUUACGAUCUCCUCUUUGAAACCACGUACCCUCCGCAACAUAAAAAUAAGUCAGUCACCACAUUUUCUGAAUUGACGAUACUCCUUAUUAGCAUUUGCCCGGAAUUACUCUCUUCGGUCUUUGUGAAUCUCAUGAUGGACAAGAAAGUUAUAAAUUUAAACAAAAUAAUCAAAGUGUUCCUUGAAUAUCUACCCUCCAGCAUAGGCAGCGAUAGUAACUCUGCAAGUUUGCUGUUACAAAAAACGCUGGAAACGUAUUUCGAAAGAUAUUUUUCGAAACCGGAAAAUAUCGAUUUGAGUAAAAUCAUUUAUGAAAGAGGUGCUAGUGAAGCGAUGAAACUUUUGGUCAGAUCGUACCUCUCCCAGUUACAAAUUCUGCAGUUGAGAGAUGAGAGUAGCAGAGAUGGCAAGAAUAUCAGUUCAAACAAGCCUGACGAGAAAGACAUAUUCGAGGAUGAAAACGACGAUACCAACAAGGAUCGCCAUCAAGAAAAACUGGGGUACAAUAGAAUAAAUAAAACCUACUUCGAGGAACAAGAAAAGAAACCAAAGGACUGUUACCUGUUUUCCAGUCUACGUUGGAAAUAUUUAGAUAGAAUGCCUCCUUUUCAAAUUGAAAUCAAUUCCAAGCUGUACGAAGCUUGCAUCGAAAAUUAUCCUGUCAAAGAGGAAUGGCCGAUAAAUGAAGAAGCUGAUGUUAUAUUAAAGAAGUUGCAGGCUUUACUGUGCAGCCAAGUAGUACCGAAGCAAGUUAUAUCUGAGGUUAAUGGAUAUCUCUCUGUCAACGAAACAUUAAGAGGGAACAUAAGUCUGCAGUCUAUAACGAUGUUAACAAAUGAUGCCACCUUACUGCUGAUAGAUACUUGUCCUCAGUGUCUCCUACAGUUCGGCAAGGAUAGAUUUACUAGAACAGACGAAUGGAAGUUUCUGGUAGCGACAGUACAAAGAAGAAUACUAAGAAUUUCACAGAACGAGAAACUGAAAAGGGUGUGUUACUUCCAUAAGAGAAUUUUAAAAGAUAUUUUGACUUACGUCGCCUCCAACAUGACCUUGGAUCAGCUGGUUCAAGUAUUUCCACAACGAUUCAGCACCAACAACCAAGAAUCGUCCGAAUUAUCUCCCAAAUCGAGACUUUCCAUCGAUAAAUCGGAAAUUCUUACAACGGACGACGAUAUAACGGAUACUCUAAAGGAAAUUCAAAACUACGAACCCUACAUCGUUAUUUGCAAAGAAACAAUGCACGCUAAUCAAAUUAAUAAAUUAAUAACUACCACAGGUCAACAAUUACUAUGUACGUUGAAUCUUUAAGUACACCAAAUUUGGUCAGAUAGAUAAUUUCUUGAUAAUUUUCGAUAAGACAGGUCGACAAAAUUUGACCAAUAUUCACACCCAAAAAUCAAAAUAUAGUUUGCAGAAGUUUUUUGUGCGCUGAAUCCAAAUCGCAGCUCAAAAUUGGUUCUGGUUUCUGAAAUCCUAACAUAAAAGUGCAAAAAUAGCGGUUUUUGGUCGUUUUUGAGGUUAUGUACCAUCGUAAUAUAAUUUUUCUUUCAGAAACUGU